AUGCUCGCCUACCAAGUUCCUACCUUCGUCGACUUCGGCCGCGUCUAUCUCCCCGCCUACGACGUCGAGCCCGACUAUCUCGCUCAGCAGCGCCAGCGUCGCCGUCAAGCCGCCCUCGCCCAAGCCGAGGCUGUCGAACGCUGCCGUCGUGAGAAGGAGCAGGAGCUCGCGUACCGACUUGCUCUCGCCCAGGAGUUUGAACGCCGCCGUCGCCGCGAUGAGUUCGUUCGCGAACAGAGGAGGAGGGAGGAGGAGCAGCGGAGGAAGAUUGCUUACGCUAGGAGGCAGCGCCAACUUGGCCCGCACGCCCUCUUCGACGUCCUCGUCCAGCUCCAGCCUGACCUCCUCGACGCUGUCGCUUCUCACGACGACGACGAAGGACUCGACGACACUGCUUCCGACGUCGAGGAGUACGUCGAGGUCGCCCUCCAGCGCCCCCAUGUUCCGUCGACCCUCGUAGCCGACCCCGAGGAGAUCGACCUCGCCGCUGCUGUAGCCUCGGCCGUCAACAACGACGACGCUUCCGACGCCGACGCCUCUUCUGCUAUCGGCGACUCGUCGACAUGGCACGCCGACUCCGACUCGGACACUUCAACCGUCGAGGUCGACACUUCCGCCGAGCGCGCCGCCUCCCUCGGCACCCUCUCCUCGCUCGCCAACGACUUCGACUCCCACCGUGCAUCUUUCGUGUCGCCGACCACCCUCACCUUCUCGGCUUCGCCCUCGCCUGCCGAUCGCUCGACCCGCUCACCCACUCCUCCCCUCGCCUUCGGCUCUUCCAACACGCCCUUCCUUGCCUACGAAGAGUAUCUCCUCUCGCUUCUUACCAAGCUCGACGCCAUCGAAUCUCACGGCGACUCGACCAUCAAGCGCGCGAGGAAGGAGCUUGUCAAGCAGGUCGAGGCGGAACUUGCACAACUUGACGGUCUGAAGCAGAAGGCGUGGGAGGAGCUGAGCGCGUCGGCUUCGUCGUCUCCGAGCGACGAGGAGGCGGACGAUGGGUCGAUGAGCAGCGAGUCGGAGGACGAUGAGGAGGACGAGGAGAUGACUGGACCUGCCGAAGUCGAAACCCUCAUUCUCUCAUCCGACUCCGACUCUUCCCUCUCCUCACCCGAACCCGAACUUGCUCCUCAGACCGUUAAGAUCCCCUUCCUUCCCCAGACCGCCUCCUCUUCUCACUCUCGUCGCCGCUCUACCCGCCCGCGCUCUCGCCAGUGCGAGGAUGAUGACGCCUUCUCCCCUUCUUCCCCUCCGAACGAUGCGGACGACGAGGUCGUGGACGUUCUCUUGCGCGCACACAAGCUCGGUGAACAGGUGUCCCAGAUGGAGGAAGCAGAGCGGGAUAGGGCGGACAUGCACGACGUGCUCGGCGACGAGGAUGAGGAUUCGAGCGGCUCGAGCGACGAUGAGGAAAUGUUCGUGCUGUAUCUCUAA
Rhodotorula toruloides NP11 is the source of this 1434-nucleotide messenger RNA. RefSeq names its product bcl-2 associated athanogene 3-like protein. Gene Ontology annotation, molecular function: protein-folding chaperone binding. The transcript is spliced from 2 exons. The record is from RefSeq and is a predicted model, not a curated record. Lineage: Eukaryota; Fungi; Basidiomycota; Microbotryomycetes; Sporidiobolales; Sporidiobolaceae. The coding region runs from base 1 to 1434 and encodes 477 amino acids.